GUCGCCUUUCCCCUCCCCUCCCCCCCUCCGGCACUUGUGAGUGACAGGCGGGAGUUCAGGAGCUGCGAGGACGCCGAGUCGCCGUUGCCGCCGCCAAACCGUGGAAGGAGAAGCCGCUUUUUCGCCGCCCGGAGCGCUGCUUCUGCCGCCUCCUCCCCUUCUUUCUCCUCCUCCUCUCCCACGCAGUACUAUGAGGCGGCCCUGACGGGGGCCACCGCAGCCCGCCCGCCCUGCCCCCCUUCCCCCUCUCCUCGUCCCCCCCUCGCCCCCAGCCCCCUGUCCUCGCCUCAGCCCAGCCCAACGAAGCCCGGCGCGGCGGCGGGGUCUGGGCUCCCCACCCGCCCCCCGAUGACUGCGGCAAACUGCGGCGGCGCCAACGACGAGUUCGACUUCAGGCUCAUCUUCGGGGAGGACGGGCAGCAGCCGGGCCCGGGGCCGCCGGCGUCGACGACGACGCCACUGCCACAGCCGCUUGGGCCUGCCGCCGCCUCAGCAGAUCUUGAACCUGAUGACUGUGCUUCUGUGUGCAUCUUCAGUGUAGAUCAUUCAUCAUCUGUAAAUCAUCCUAUUUGUAUCCCUUGUCAUGGAUUUCAGUCACAUCAUUCUCCUUUGUCUUCGCCUACUAGACUGCAGGGUCAUAAAAGCUAUGAAGGAAUGUGUGAAGUACCACAAUCCAAGUACAGUGCACUAGGUGGUCCUAAGACAUUUGAGUGUCCUAGCAUUCAAAUUACAUCUAUUUCUCCUAACUGUCAUCAAGGAAUAGAAGCCAGUGAAAAUGAAUUGCACACAAAUGGCCCUCAAAAUGAAUAUAUGGAAAGGCCUUCAAGGGACCAUUUGUAUCUUCCUCUUGAGCCAUCUUACAGGGAUUCGUCCCUUAGCCCAAGUCCUGCCAGCAGCAUUUCCUCCCGAAGCUGGUUCUCGGAUGCCUCCUCUUGUGAGUCGAUUUCUCAUAUUUAUGAUGAUGUGGAUUCAGAACUGAAUGAAGCUGCUGCUCGAUUUACCCUUGGAUCACCUUUGGCAUCUCCUGGAGGUUCUCCAAGGGGCUGUCCAGUGGAUGAACCCUGGCAACAAUCUUAUGGAUUUGGGCAUGCCUUGUCACCUAGACAAUCUCCUUGUCAUUCUCCUAGGACUAGUAUCACAGAUGAAAAUUGGCUUAGCCCUAGGCCAACCUCAAGACCAUCAUCGCGACCUACAUCACCGUGUGGGAAACGGCGACAUUCUAGUGCUGAGAUCUGUUAUGUUGGUUCACUUUCUCCUCACCAUUCUCCAACUCCCUCUCCAGGACAUUCUCCUAGGGGAAGUAUAACUGAAGACACAUGGCUAAAUUCUUCUCUUCAUGGUCUGACUCCUGGCCUUUCACCUUUUCAGUGUUGUGCAGAGACUGACAUCCCUCUUAAAACACGAAAGACCUCUGAGGAUCAAACUGCCAUUAUAUCAGGAAAAAUAGAGCUUUGUUCUGAAGAACAGGGUAGUUUAUCACCAUCACUUGAAACAGCAAUAGAUGAUAGCUCUGGAGCCCAGCAUAUGUUAAAAAAAGACUUGUCUGGUGACCAAUUUCUUUCUGUUCCUUCACACUUCACCUGGAACAAACCAAAGCCUGGCCAUACUCCUAUCUUUCGCACAUCUUCGUUGCCUCCCCUAGACUGGCCUUUGCCUACUCAAUAUGGACAGUGUGAAUUGAAAAUAGAAGUGCAACCAAAAACUCAUCAUAGAGCACAUUAUGAAACAGAAGGCAGUAGAGGAGCAGUAAAAGCAUCAACUGGUGGCCAUCCUGUAGUGAAGCUCCUGGGUUAUAGUGAAAAGCCAGUAAACCUACAGAUGUUCAUUGGGACAGCGGAUGAUCGUUAUCUACGGCCACAUGCCUUCUACCAAGUGCAUAGAAUAACGGGUAAAACAGUUGCUACUGCUAGUCAAGAGAUAAUUAUUGCAAGCACAAAGGUCUUGGAAAUUCCACUUCUUCCUGAAAACAAUAUGUCAGCCAGUAUUGACUGUGCAGGCAUUUUGAAACUCCGCAAUUCUGACAUAGAACUUCGAAAAGGGGAGACAGAUAUUGGAAGAAAGAAUACAAGAGUGCGGCUUGUGUUUCGAGUUCACAUCCCACAGCCUAAUGGAAAAGUUUUGUCCCUUCAAGCUGCUUCAAUACCUGUUGAAUGCUCUCAGAGAUCGGCUCAAGAACUUCCUCAGAUAGAGAAAUACAACAUUAACAGUUGCUCAGUAAAUGGAGGCCAUGAAAUGGUUGUUACUGGAUCGAAUUUCCUUCCAGAAUCAAAAAUAAUAUUUCUUGAAAAGGGGCAAGAUGGAAGGCCCCAGUGGGAGGUGGAAGGAAAAAUAAUUAGAGAAAGGAGUCAAGAGGCUACAAUUGUUCUUGAAGUUCCUCCAUACCACAACAAAACAGUUACAGCUACUGUCCAGGUGCAGUUCUAUGUUUGCAAUGGCAAGAGGAAAAAAAGUCAGUCUCAGCGUUUUACUUACACUCCAGUUGUACUAAAGCAAGAGAACAGAGAUGAAAUGGAUUUGUCUUCAGUUCCAUCAUUGUCCUUGACUCGUUGUACAGGUGUCAAAGGACUCUCUUCUCUCCAAACUCAGCUGCCUUCACCAGAUCCAGGGCUCUCGCAUGAUAGUUUACUUUCUACUUCACCUAGGAGCCUUGUAUGCCCAGUUCAGCAGACGUACACAUCCAUGGCAUCCUCACCAGUAUCUCAGUUGCCACACAUCCAGAAUAGAAGCAUUAGUCCAGGUGAAGAGCAUCAUGUUUUGUCUCCAGCUGUAGUCCACCAAUCUUUUCAGGUAACAUCAGCACCUUCUGCGAGGCCUUCCUACCAGCCUAUGCAAUCUAAUGUUAUGUUUAAUGGACAGACUGGUCUUCCCAUGAACUCUGCUUCCUCCAGCCAAGGAUAUGAUGCAAUUUCCUUUCAACAAGAUGCAGCUGUACCUCCAUUGAUAAACCUUAGCUGCCAAUCUCUACCAACAAUGCCCUAUCUUUCUUCAAGUCCAGUUUCAGUGUCAACUUCAGCUGCAACAGGAGGGCAUCCUUCAGUCCACCCAACUCAAUCAAGACAAUCGUCACCUCAUUUGCAGUCAAUGGGAUACCAUUGUCCAAAUCCUCUGCAAAGUUCUGUCUCUUCCACAAUGACUCAGUCCCUGGGACACCCUUCAACACAGUUGCAACAAGUUACUUACCAUUCUUCAAAUCCAGGUAACACUUCAUCGCCAUCCCCAAAACCUUCUCAUUCAUUGGGCCAUUCACCACGAUCUGGGCCAUCUUCUCCACAAUUGCAGCCUAUGCCUUACCAGACUCCUAGCUCAGGACCCGCUUCAUCUCCUCCUCCAACUGCUGUUGGUCACUCUGGACAACAGUCCCCACAGGCACACAGCCCAGGCUUGGGUGGAAUUCCUGCAGCUUCAUCUUUGAUGCAUCAUAACAUAUGUGACUCAUCUCCAUUUUCACCAGAGGAAUCAGCUGUUAACAUUAAACCUGAACCUGAAGAUCAAGAGUUGAAUUUUCAGACAAUAGGGUUGCAAGACAUCACUUUGGAUGAUGUGAAUGAAAUCAUAGGAAGAGAUAUGUCACAGAUCUCGGUGUCCCAUGGAGCAGGGGUGGCUAUCCAUUCUUCGCAUGCAUCUUCUGCAUCUCUGGAGACAGGACUAUCAGAUGGAGCUCAGUAGCUACUAAGCUUGUGACUUAGUGAUCCAGAAAGCUUCGCACUUUUCCUUUGAGUAAUGCUUCAUCCCCCUCCUUAGAUUUACUGUGCUUCCGACUUUGUGGCCUUGAUGAUCUGGAACAGUGGAUCCUUUGCAUAGCUGUUCUGGGAGGGUGGGGAAACGGUUACACUUCUAGCUUCCUAGGAUGCUGUAAAAAUUACUUUGUAAAAAUGGACACAAAGAAGCAACCCAAGAUACUUUAACCAUGAAAAAAUACCAAUGAGCUAUGCUUGUUUUGUGCAUUUAAUAGAAUACUUUUAUAUUAAGUGCUUAAUUGUAUGGAGAAAUAUAGUUUUGCUCUCAA
Molecule: messenger RNA, 4006 nt
Organism: Podarcis muralis (Common wall lizard)
Lineage: Eukaryota; Metazoa; Chordata; Lepidosauria; Squamata; Lacertidae
Gene: NFATC3
Product: nuclear factor of activated T cells 3
Biological process (GO): cytokine production; regulation of transcription by RNA polymerase II; calcineurin-NFAT signaling cascade
Cellular component (GO): transcription regulator complex
Molecular function (GO): RNA polymerase II cis-regulatory region sequence-specific DNA binding; DNA-binding transcription factor activity, RNA polymerase II-specific; transcription factor binding
Source: RefSeq, a predicted model, not a curated record